CUCCUCUCCCCUCCUCCAUCCUGCGACAUCCGACACUCUCCCAUCCAUCUCAACGCGUAUCAAUAACACUCUGCUCCUCUCCCUGCCCUUGACAGCACCAAAGGUGCGCAGACAUUGCCCCUCCCUCAUCCCCCCAUGUCCGGAGUGACAUACGGCCAUCACCCCGCCAAUGGCGGCGGCGAGUACGUCUUUGUCGCCCCAAACGGCCAGCAGAUGACCUACGCCCAGCCAGGACAAGCUGUGGGCAUCUCGGCCGGCAUCCCCCAACACCAUCUUGUGCAGCAGUCCGCCGGUCCAUACAUGACAACCGGCGAACCUUCCAUGCGCAAGACUGUUGAAGGAAUUCCCCAGAUCCACGUCCAGCAGCAGCAACAGCAACAGCAGCAGCAACAGCAACAGCAGCAGCAGCAGCAACAGCAGCAGCAACAAGCGCACCACCACCAGCAACAGCAGCAGCAGCACCACCACCACCAACAAAUGCAGUCAAUGGUCGCGGGCGGUGUCCCAAUGAACGCAACACACUCAAUACCAUUACUGCAACAUCAUUUUGCCGUCCCGACAGCUCCACCUACGCAGGCUUACCCUGCCGGCGUCCCGAUGGAGUUUUACCAGACCGCAGCCCACCCCGCUCAAGGCAUCGCCUUCCCACAUAUGGCCGCCACCCACGUGCCAGAUUUCCGCUUCGGCGGGCCGCAAUAUGUCGUGGAAUCCGGCUGGCACGGCGAGGCCGAGUGGGAUGGCGACUAUGAGGAGAACGGCGGCGCAGUCCUGUACGGCAAUCUCGAGGUCAAGCACCGGCGCCGGACAACCCCAGAACAACUCAGAGUCCUUGAACACUACUUCAGCAUCAAUCCGCGGCCGGACAACCAGCUCCGCGAGUUUUUGGCCGGCGAGUUGGGCAUCACCAAACGUAAUGUCCAGGUGUGGUUCCAAAAUCGUCGUGCAAAGAUCAAGAAUCAGGAGAAGGCAAGAGAAGCCGCCGCCCAAGAGGCGAAAAAUAAGGAGGCUGCCGCCGCGGCUGCGGCCGCUGCUGCGAACUCGAGCGACAGCACUGCUGGAACAAAGACUGAGCCCGUCACUCCCGAGGAAGUGAACGUCAGCACAGGCAGUAUGCCGCCGCAACUACAGCCUGUGACUCCCGGAGGGCGAAGUCAGAUGUCGGCCGCAUCACUAAGUGCGCAGUCGACGCCUACUCGCCCAACGUCAUCUUCUGGGCCGCAGCGAAACCCUACGCUCUCAGUAGACAAGCUGGCCAUGGGCCGGCGUGUCUCGCUCGCAGGAGGAGACGUUGCCAGCAUCGAGACGUGGGCUAGGCAACGAAGGCAGCAGCUCGCAAGUACGCUCAACACGCCUUCACCUGCCAACUCGCCCAUGGGCAUGGCGGCUGCGGCGCGCCGGAGCAGCCAGCCCUAUCCGACGCAGAUCAUUACGCACCACGAGGAUUUUGUCACUCCCUUGCGGCCGACGCUCCCGAGUCCAAAAGUGUCUCCAAACGGGCGCAUGCCGCAGCAGCUGCUGCUCACGGCCAUGCGAAACAACACGAUGCGCCGAGCCUCCAUGCCUGGUGGGGCACAGCUGAUCUCUCAAACGACGUUUACGCCCCCACGAACGAUAAACGUGCACCCGGUCGGCAGCAACUCGACGCGCGAGUUGAGCCCAAUACGGGACAUGGACCACGACUCGGACAUUGACCCGACCCUGCGCCCAUCUGGUGCGGGUGUGGGAGUGUAUGUGACGCCUCCGGGCAUCGACCAGUCGCUGCUCAACAUGCAGCACGACUCGCAGCAGCUGCAGUACCAGCUGAACCCGAAUGGCCUGCCCUUCUCGCCAAACUCGCCCCUGCCCAACCCGACCUUCACGUUUGGCGGCACGCCCUCGGGUCCGAUCGACGAGAGCGCGCACACGUCCAUGUCGACGACGCCGGUGCUGCCCGGCCCCGGGUCGGACCAUGCGUUGUGGAUGGCGCUGCAGCGCGGCCGCUUGGCAUCCUUGGCAUCGGUCAACUCCGUGACGAGCAACGCCACGGACGCGACGUCGACCUGCGACGGCAGCGACGACUGGGCGCCACUGAACCCGCCCGGGUUCGACCCGGACAUCCGGCGCGCCUCGGCGCCCGCCGACCUGCUGCACAACAUCGGGUUGCUGGGCAUUUCGUCGCAGAGCCAGUCGUCGUCGUCGAGCGCGGGCAUGCGCCCCUCCCCCCUCGCCUCUUACAUCCAGGGGUACGACGAGCACACGGCGUCGACGCCGACGCUCGGCGGCGGGCCGUACAUCCCGACGCAAGACGCGUCUCCGUCGACGGUGACGGGCUCGAACGCGCCCAGCGAAGGCCCCUCGCCGUCCGCGCUGCACGCCCACACGUCGGGCUCGGGCUCGGGUUCUAGCUCCACGCUCAUGCCCCCGCCCCCGCUCCCGCAGCGGCAGUCGUACACGACACUGCCGCAGUUCGAGCUCGCGCCCGACGCCCCGGCCCUGCCCGAGCCCUCGGCAUUCACGCUCCCCGAGGACGGCUUUGGCGACUUUGACCUCGGCUUCGACCUCGCGGACGACAAGGACCCGUUCGCGUUCCUCACCGACCUCGGCGACGACGCCGUCAAUGUGCUCGUAUAAUCAAUGCCAUACGCCCCCACAUCUACGCCCCCACGCCCGCCCAUGCCCUGCAACGCUACAUAUUGGGAUUAGGAUGCAUACACGUUGUACCUGCGAG
Cutaneotrichosporon oleaginosum is the source of this 2707-nucleotide messenger RNA. RefSeq lists its product as uncharacterized. Gene Ontology annotation, biological process: regulation of transcription by RNA polymerase II; cell differentiation. NCBI's taxonomy places the organism in Eukaryota, Fungi, Basidiomycota, Tremellomycetes, Trichosporonales, Trichosporonaceae. The record is from RefSeq and is a predicted model, not a curated record. Gene Ontology annotation, molecular function: RNA polymerase II cis-regulatory region sequence-specific DNA binding; DNA-binding transcription factor activity, RNA polymerase II-specific.